AUGGGGAUUUUGAAGAUGGCGGCUUCGCAAUGGGUGAUUACAAUUUUGCACACCUUGAUUAUAUUUCAAGUUGGGCAUUCCAUUUAUUUUUUUGACGAUGAAACAAGAAGAAGCGAAAUUGUUGACAGCAAGGACUUCUUCCGUGAAGUUGAAGAAAACAUGAAAGGCGGAAAGCGCACAGAUAUAAUGUCCGGCAGCGGCACAUUAUCCUUCGGAGCAAGUUGGUGCAAUCUUGUGUUAGCAAAAGCUGGAAACAUUAUAACUGCAACACUUGACAAGAAAAAUGGAUGCAACCCACCUUCAGUAAAAAUGGUUUUGCAGAAUCAUUUUCCAUCAAAUAAUUUCAAAACUGCCACUAAAAUUUUGGAUGGAGAUUUAUUUGGGGUCCAAAGUAUCAAGAUUAACACAGCCAAUUUAUUAGUGGAAAUGAAGACAAAAGUUCAAAGUAACUUACCUUUCACUCUGCUUGGGUUAUUGCCUAUCGGCGGAGAUCCUAACAAGCCAACAAAUAUGGAAUUCUUGUGGUCGUCUCAGGAAGUUAUGACUCUAACCAACUUAGGAAUUAGCAUAAAUGGGGCAGUCACGCUGGGAUCAAAUAAGGCGGAGAUCAAAAUUGAAAAGCCGUCUGGUAAGCAACUAUUUGAAAUAAAGUCAAUAACGUCUUCAGCUCCAAUUAGAUUAUCUAAUGUUGCAACACAAUUCCGCAUUAACCUAGCAGAAAUGGCAAGAAAUGGAGACAACUUUAAAUCUGAUUGGUUACCUGGAACACAAUGGAAAGUUUGGACUGGCUAUGGAGCAUUCAAUGCAGAAGAAGAAUUUCAAAUUGCCAUUGAGCAUGUCACUGCAAGUGGAGACAAUCAACCUCUUGGACUUAAUGGCGCUUCACUAAAACUUGUUCUGACCAGGUUAGGCAAAAAUAGUGGCUUAAUAGUAUUAACUUGUACCAAUGGCGUUAUUAAUGAGCGAAAAUAA
Hydractinia symbiolongicarpus is the source of this 972-nucleotide messenger RNA. RefSeq lists its product as uncharacterized. Lineage: Eukaryota; Metazoa; Cnidaria; Hydrozoa; Anthoathecata; Hydractiniidae. Bases 1 to 972 code for a protein of 323 amino acids. The transcript has 6 exons. The record is from RefSeq and is a predicted model, not a curated record.